Molecule: messenger RNA, 1047 nt
Organism: Peromyscus eremicus (cactus mouse)
Lineage: Eukaryota; Metazoa; Chordata; Mammalia; Rodentia; Cricetidae
Gene: Gdpd3
Product: glycerophosphodiester phosphodiesterase domain containing 3
Exons: 10
Coding region: 49-1008 (319 amino acids)
Biological process (GO): glycerophospholipid catabolic process
Cellular component (GO): endoplasmic reticulum membrane
Molecular function (GO): phosphatidylcholine lysophospholipase A1 activity; phosphoric diester hydrolase activity
Source: RefSeq, a predicted model, not a curated record
GGGACUGGGAGGCUGCACUGUGGCAGACACCUGCUGAGGGGUGAGGCUAUGGUCCCCAUCCUGUACCUCCUGCCCACCCUGGGCAGCUACAUCGCGCUCUCCAUCUUCUUCCUGCGCCGACCUCACCUGCUGCACGCAACCAGGGCUCCAGCCUUCCCCAUCCGCCUGGCUGCCCACCGCGGAGGGUCUGGAGAGCGGCUGGAGAAUACUAUGGAGGCCAUAGAGAAUUCCAUGGCCCAGCGAGCAGAUCUCUUGGAACUUGACUGCCAGCUCACACGGGAUGGAGUGGUGGUAGUAUCCCACGACAAGAACCUGUCGCGCCAGUCAGGCCUAAAUAAGGAUGUGAACAGCCUGGACUUCAAGGAACUGCCCCUCUACAAGAAAGAACUGGAGAUCUAUUUCUCACCAGGCCAUUUUGCCCACGGGUCAGAUCGACACAUGAUACGACUGGAGGAUGUAUUCCAGAAAUUUCCAAGGUUGCCCGUGAGUGUGGAGAUCAAAGAAAAAAAUGAAGAGCUCAUUCACAAGGUAGCCAACCUGGCCAGGAGCUUUGACCGCAGCCAUAUUACCAUCUGGACUUCAGAGAAGAGCUCAGUCAUGAAGAAGUGCAAGGCUGCCAACCCUGACAUGCCGAUGGCCUUCACCAUAUUGAGAUCAAUCUGGAUACUGCUGCUCUACUACCUGGGGCUGCUACCUUUUGUCUCCAUCCCUGAGAAGUUUUUCUUCUGCUUCCUGCCCACCAUCAUCAACAGGACUUACUUCCCAUUUUCCUGUGGAUGGAUGAAUCGACUGUCAGCUACGGUUACAAAAUGGUUCAUCAUGAGGAAAAGCCUGAUCCAACAUUUGCAGGACCGAGGGGUACAGGUGCUAUUUUGGUGCCUUAAUGAAGAAUCGGAUUUUGAAGUGGCCUUCAACCUGGGGGCUAGUGGUGUCAUGACGGAUUUCCCCACGGCCCUGAGACACUACCUAGACAAGAAGGAACCAAGGGCCCCUGCCUCCUCAGUCUGAGGCCCUGUCCUCUCUUUUUAAGAAAAAUAAAUAUUUUCU